AGAGUCAAUACUUGCCUUUGAAUCACCAACAUACGGGGUAUACAAACACGCCCUUCUUCGGUAAUUGAAUGCUGCGGGUUCAAAUUUUUUCAAGAUUAUCAAAAAGUAAUUGAUUUAUUACGAAAAUGUCACUUAAUCUGGAGGCGAAUAAAAAGUACACACAUUUCUCCGUACCAAUAAAUGAAAGUCUUCCACUCAGCAUCAAAGUAAAGGCAGUUGUUGAGAAAAAGGAAGAAGUGGUAGAAAAUGUCGUAUCCAUUGAAAAGUAUGUUCACGAGAAGGAUAUUCUUAUUGGUCAGCUAAAUGUCGAAAAAGAGAGGCAAAGAGAACUUGAAAUUCAAAUAGAGAGGCUAAAAAGUGAACAAGAGUCUCAGAGAUUACAGAUUGAGUUGAAAAGGCAAGAAGCAGAAAAACAUUAUGAAGAACAGGAAUUAAACAUGAGAAACCAAUUGAAAAUGUUGCAAGAACAACAAGAAAUUGAAAGGAAAAGAAUUCUAGAGGAACAACUCAUUCAACAGGAACAUUUAAGACAUCAAUUGGAACGACAAAUUAAAAUACAAGAAGAACUAAAAGUAACCAGCGGCGAGUCUGUUCAAAAAUAUGCUGAAGAGCAGGUUAAAAUUCUCCUUGAACAAAGAGAUGCGGGAAAAAAAAAAGAAAAAGUCACAGUUGAACAUAGCACAAACACUGAUUUUCAAAUUCCAGAGGUGGUUACUAAAGAGACUAUUAUAAUUGAUCACAGCACGCAUGAAAAAGAGGUGGAAAAAAAAAAAGAAACAAUUACAGUUGAACAUAGCACAAACACUGAUUUUCCAGAAAUAGUUACAAAAGAAACUAUUGUAAUUGAUAAUAAUCAACAACUCAGUGAAAUUGAAAAAUUAUGGAAAGAGAAAUUUGACAUGCAAUUAAGACAACAUGAGAGAUUUAUUGAAGAUCAGCAACAAAUACACUUGAAACAGAGAGAAGUACUCGAAAUGCAAUUGUCGGGUGAAAGAGAAAAGCAAUUCAAUCUGGAGAGAGAGCUUGACGAUCUAAAAUUUCAACAGGAGCAACAACGUUCUGCUUUUGAAAGGGAAAGGGAAGAACAGCUAAAAAUGCAAGAAUAUCAAAGUCAACAAAUGCAAGAACAAUUGCUUUUAAUUAAACUUGAACAAGAGCAGAAACAAACUGCUGAAACUCAUAUUAUACACGAAAAAUGGAUAUUAGAACAAAAAGAACAGCUAGAUGAAAUUGAGAAAAUAUGGAAAGAGAAAUUUGAGAUUCAACAACAGCAACAGUUAAAAUAUUCUCAAGAACAACAAGCACUUCAUUUCAAACAACAGCAAUUACUUGCUGAGCAAUUGGAGGAAGAAAGAGAGAAACAGCAUCGCUUAGAAAUAGAAUUAUCCGAAAUGAAAGCUGCGCAAGAUCAACAAUUGCUUAUUUUUGAACAGCAAAGAGAACAACAGAUAAAAAUUCAAGAGAUGCAACAAAUACAAAUGCAAGAACAAAUAAAACUUUUACAGGAACAACAGGAGGCUGAGAGAAUUAGGAUGAUUGAAGAGCAACAAAUACAAAAAACAAUUUUAGAGAGAGAAUUAGAGCAGAAACUUAUGAUGAAAACACAAGAAAAAGAAAUAAUUACUAAGCAGCAAAUAACUCAACAGCAAAUAUUGCAAGAGAGUCUUCUUGAAGAGCAUCGAAGACAAAUGGAAGAGAUGGAAAGACUUUGGAGAGAAAAGUUUGAUCAACAGAGAUUAGAGCAAGAACGUCUAUCGAGAGAUCAGGAGUUAGCUUACGAAAGACAAAAACAACUGCUUGAGCAGCAACUAGAAGAGGAAAGAAGAAAGCAAAUAAGUGUUGAAGAGCAAAUGCUGCAAAUGAAAAAAAUACAGGAGCAGCAACACUAUGAUUUUGAACAACAACGCCUUGAACAGAAUAAAACUAGAGAAUUCCAACAAAAUCAAUGGAAAGAACAAUUAAGAUUAUUACAAGAGCAAAAGGAAACAGAGAGAAUACAAAUUCUAAAGGAUCAACUUCAACAGCAGAACGAUCUUAAGGAUCAAUUGAAAAAAGAACUUAAUCAACAGCAGAUAGAAAAAGAAUUAGUAAUGCAGCAGCAACUUGAACAACAAAGACUUCUUCAGGAACAGUACGACCAACAGAAACUACUUCAAGAACAAAUGAUGGAAGAGCAAAGAAGGAAAGCCGAAGAGGCCGAAAGAGUAUGGAGAGAAAAGAUGGCUCUUCAACAACAGCAACAACAACAACAGCAAAAGCUAAUUGACAUAAAAAAAUCAGAAAUUAAAGAGAUUCGAACUCGGCAAAUGGUACCCUCCAUAAACGGAAAUGCUCCCUACAACUUCGUUACAGAAGAGGAUGCAACAAGAAAAUUAGUUCUGAGCAGUCUUGAGAGAAAAGCUCACGUUCACAGUCAGAUAAACUACGAUUCGGGGAAAAGUGGCACCCCUGAGCCGGUUAGAACUCCAUUUAUUCCCGUUACGACCAGCCCUCCCAAUACACAACCAAGUGGGCAAGCGCUGUCACCAGUUUCGACUGGAUUUUAUACCCCACCACCCCCAGCUACUGAUAUUAUACCCGAAGUAGCUUUCAGACCUCCAAUGUCUUAUAGUAAGCAAGAAGAGGAAGUAGUAAUACGGAACGACGUUAUCAAUGAGUACGAAGGAUCUCGUGGAAGUUCACCAGUAACCGAUAUGGAUUUUGAAACAAAAAACCAGUUUUCUUCGAGUUCUUCUUCAUCUUCGUCAUUUGUGGACUUAAAUUCUACUUCACCUGCCGCCGCACUCCUACAAACUUCAGCGAAAGCAGAGCAAUCUGUUUCAGUCACUAAGACGAUUACCAGCACUGCAGUUGUGAAGAAAUCUGAUGAAUCUAUUCAAAAGACUGAGCAAACGAGAAAACUUGAAGCUAAAAGUUCAUUGGUAAUUCCUACUUCAGAGGUAGACGGCACAACUUCAACAGCAAAUGAAGAUAGGAAGAACAUGGUUGUAGCUAUUCCUCAACCACCUCCUGUACUGCCUGCAGUAAAGGAGAUUAAACCCGCUUCAGUUUUGAAAAAUACUGAUGAAUCUUUUCAAAAGGCAAUUGAAAAGCAAAAGAAAAAAUUAGAAGAAAAAAGUAUGGAAGCUAAGGCUACUUCUCAGGUGUCUUCUACUAAAACUACUUCUGUCUUGAAGAGGAGCGAAGAGUCUUCUGUAACCACAGCAAAAGUUCAAGAUUCAGUGUCAAGUCAAAAACUUAUAAGCGACGCUUUACAUGACAGGUUCCAAGAAGCAGUGCCCGGAUAUCGAAAAGAUUAUAUAGGUUCUUCAACCUCUUCUCUGAAUACUGAAAGGCCUAAAUCGGAACUACCCGACAUAAAACCCGUUGUCGGCGAUCCACAUAUUAAGUUGGACGAAGAUGAAGACGACGAUGAGGAGACGAUUGCAGACUAUAUUCCAGAAGAUGAUGGAUGGAAAGAUGGAGUAACGAGAGUUAUACACAUACAAGAUAAAUACACUCACGUAUUAAUAAAGGUUAGAGUUGAGAAGGCUACGGCAAAAAAUAAUCCUAUGCUUAUCGAGUUCCUCUUCAAAGUUGCACAAUUUACUCUACAUCAAUUUAAGAAGAGAAAGAUUGAAAAGUUAAAUUUUACAGAAUCGGCUCUCAAUGCCCUCAAGGUAGAACCUGACAAUUUCCCCCUAAGUGAUCACUUUGAGCAAUUGGGCAAUAAAAUAAACAGUAAAGUUGCUAUUCGUGGGGCAGUUUGUCGAAGAUUUACUGGUCAGUCUCAUGUGGGAGGAGAGAUUGAUGGUACUAUAAAAUCAGAAUUAAAAUGUACUAUUGGAACAUCCGGAGUGCUUGUAGUUCUCCAUAAGACAAACAGACUCGCCCCAGCCGCAGAAUUUUGUCAGCAAAUUUGCGAACACAUCCUUAAAUUAAAGCCAAAGACGUUGGGAGUGCAAAAGUCGAUUUCCCGAAUAGAACCCGCUGGUUGCCUAUUAGCACAAAAAUUCUUAAGAGAUAAUACCAUAAACAUAGCCGAUGCAGCUAGAAGAUGUAUGGUUCAAAUAGCAGAAUUCGUAUUUUGGGCUUAAUUAUCAUAUUUAAUGUUUUUAUACUAAUCAAUACUUCAAAAUGUUGAAAAUUCAAGAACAUUGAUAAUCAAGUAUAAAAAGGAGGAAAAUUUUUGAAAUUGGUAAUAACUUAAAAAAUACUAAUCAGUCUUUUUUUCCGUACAAUUUAUAGCAAUGAUAACAGUUGUUAGAGUUUGAAUAUGCCUAUUUAUCUAAAUAUACAUCAU
This is a messenger RNA of Dimorphilus gyrociliatus, 4282 nucleotides long. Lineage: Eukaryota; Metazoa; Annelida; Polychaeta; Dinophilidae. The record is from the annotation of a GenBank genome assembly.